Molecule: messenger RNA, 5077 nt
Organism: Amaranthus tricolor (Joseph's coat)
Lineage: Eukaryota; Viridiplantae; Streptophyta; Magnoliopsida; Caryophyllales; Amaranthaceae
Exons: 8
Coding region: 256-4275 (1339 amino acids)
Molecular function (GO): helicase activity
Source: RefSeq, a predicted model, not a curated record
AGAAAAUACCGUUCCACCCCAAAAACCUAAGGCAUUGUCUCACGCGAGCAUUCCCCACCAGAUCUCUAUUUCCUUCUCUUCCUCGCUUUCUAUCCCCUGCUCUCUUGAUCUCUACUUCCGACGAUUUCUACCUUCAAUUUCUUCUUUUCCGAUUCCAAUUUUUUUUCUCCGGUGCCGUAGAAUUUGAUUCCGGUUCACUACUUCAUUGUUUCCGUCACUGAAGUUGUGCUGCAGGUUUAUGAAUUUAUGUGAGAAAUGGGAUCCCGUGGGAGGCUGUGGUUUGACCUUAAUGAAGCCCCCUUGGAUGAUGAUGAUGAGAUUGAUGGUUCAUCUGGUGUCCAGCCUCAAAAAGUUAUUCCGGCUCUGAAUUCCCAACCGUCUGAUGUUGUCUCAUCAAUCGGUUCAUCCAGCAUUGUAAAUAACAAUGCCUUUUCUCAUGCUUCUUCUGUUUCCGGUUUCCAGCCUUUUGUUCGAAUAAAGGCUUCUUCUAGCUUAGAUAGAAAAGGUGACGAGAAAAAGGCAAGGGAUCAAUCCUCUGAGAUUAUGUCAUUGCCUGAAGCAAGCAAAAAUGGUAGAAAAGGGGUGACUUUGAUGAGUUCGGGCUCUAUAAAUAUUCAGGUUACGGAAAAAGAAGAAGGAGAAUGGUCUGAUGGGGAUUUUUCUGGUCCCCAUGCAAGCCAAAAGGUGGAAGAAAAGUCAUCCUCCAGUGGCAACAAAGCCUUAAAUGAGCUUGGAGUUGCAGCAUCUUCUGGUGUAGCAGCAAAUGUUACUCCUGCUGUGUUGUCCUCGAAGAGGACUUCCCGUGAUUCUAGUCCUGCUGAUCCUCAGAAAUGUCAAGAUAAUUAUUCUUUAAUUAGAUCAGAUGCUGUUCCACCAGAUGAGGUAAAAUGCGGGACCCACAUUAAUUUGAAUGGAAAUGCUGAACGUAAUUUGUCCAUUGAAACUCAGGGAGAUUCAGAGCCAGUUCCUAAACACAAGGAAAUCAAAGGAGUUGAAGCGAACCAUGCUUUAAAAUGUGCUAAUUCUCUUGGUAAACACAAGCUUGAUGAUCAGAAAGAAGCAAUGCUGGGUAAAAAGCGGAGCCGAAAAACGAUGUUUCUAAAUAUAGAAGAUGCUAAGCAAGCUGGUGCAGUUAAGUCUUCAACUCCCAAAAGGCAGAAUGUUCCUAUUCCUACCCCUAGCAGUGCUCGUAUAGUCAAGGGGACCCGAAAUUUGAGGUUGCUUGGUGACCGUAAUGGAGAAAAGAAAAAUGAGCAUGCUAUCAAGGAUCAGAAUCAGGCUGACUUGUUAUGUGACGAGGAAAGUAAUUCCAUGGAACCUGUUGAUCGUAAACCUGAAUCCAACAGCAAUAAUGCAGGGCUUUUAGCAAGGCCUAGGAGACAAAAUAGUUUGACAGAUCUGUCUGCUGAGGGAAACGUUAGGCAUAAUUUAAGGAAACAGCCGACAGAUUCGAGGCAAUUCAAGGAUCCUCAGACCCAAUCAAGAAAGCCAGCUUCAAGUAGUCAUGGCUCAGUUGAUGUAAAACUAGUCAACAAGAAAAAUCCUCCAAAGCGGCAAAAUGUGACCAAUCAACAAUAUCAAGAUACAUCAGUGGAGCGUCUCUUGCGGGAGGUGACUAGUGAUAAGUUUUGGCAUAAUCCAGAGGAAUCUGAGCUUCAAUGUGUCCCUGGUCGGUUUGAAUCUGUAGAAGAGUAUAUCAGAGUAUUUGAGCCUUUGCUUUUUGAAGAAUGUCGAGCACAGCUGUACAGCACAUGGGAGGAAUUAAAUGAAGCAUCUUCUAGAGAUGCACAUAUAAUGGUCCGUGUGAAAUCUGUUGAAAGACGAGAAAGAGGAUGGUACGAUGUGAUAGUUCUUCCUUCAAAUGAUAUAAAAUGGACCUUCAAAGAGGGUGAUGUUGCGGUUCUUUCCUCUUCGAGGCCUGGUUCAGUUAGAUCUAGGAGAAGUAGUAUUUCUUCUGCUGAAGAAUAUGAAGAACCUGAAGGGAGUGCGCGUACUGUUGGUACUGUCAGAAGACAUAUCCCUCUAGACGUUCGUGAUCCUCUGGGAGCAAUACUUCAUUUUUAUGUUGGGGAUUCUUAUGAUACAAAUAGUACUGCUGAUAACGAUCAUAUAUUGAAGAAGCUUCAGCCUAGAAGUAUCUGGUACCUAAGUGUCCUGGGCUCUCUGGCAACAACGCAACGUGAGUAUGUGGCAUUGCACGCCUUUCGUCGGCUAAGUGUACAGAUGCAAAAUGCAAUCCUUAAGCCAAGUGCUGAGCACUUUCCCAAAUACGAGGAACAGACUCCAGCCAUCCCUGAAUGCUUUACUCCAAAAUUUUUUGACCAUCUUCAUAGGACUUUCAAUAAUCCUCAGCUAUCAGCAAUCCAGUGGGCUGCCAUGCACACAGCAGCCGGGACUAGUAAUGGAGCCACUAAAAGACAAGAUCCUUGGCCGUUUACUUUAGUUCAAGGUCCUCCAGGUACGGGAAAGACCCAUACAGUCUGGGGAAUGCUGAAUGUGAUUCAUCUAGUUCAGUAUCAGCACUACUAUACUGCACUGCUAAAAAAAUUGGCACCAGAAAGUUAUAAGCAAAAUAAUGAUAGAAAUGCCGACAGUACUUCGUCGGGAUCUAUUGACGAGGUUCUACGAAGCAUGGAUGAGAACCUAUUUCGCACGUUACCAAAACUUUGUCCAAAACCUAGAAUGCUGGUAUGUGCUCCAUCUAAUGCUGCAACAGAUGAGUUGCUUGCACGUGUCCUUGAUCGUGGAUUCAUUGAUGGAGAGAUGAAGGUUUAUAAGCCUGAUGUAGCACGUGUUGGUGUUGAUACGCAGUCACGAGCUGCACAAGCUGUCUCUGUUGAGCGUAGAACUGAGUUGCUUUUACUUAAAACUCGUGAUGAGGUUUUUUCAUGGUUGCAAAACCUGAAAACCCGUGAAAAUCAGCUGACUCGUCAAAUGACUACUCUUCAAAUGCAACUUACUUCUGCAGCAGCAGCUGGCCGCUCCCAAGGUUCUGUUGGAGUGGAUCCCGAUGUUCUCAUGGCUCGGGACCAGAAUCGGGAUGCUUUGUUGCAAACUCUUGCUGCAGUAAUUGAGGAUAGAGAUAAAGUUUUAGUUGAGAUGGCUCGUCUUCUCGUUUUGGAGGGGAAAUUUCGUCCUGGCAGUAGCUUUAAUUUAGAAGAUGCACGUGCCAAUUUAGAAACAAGUUUUGCUAAUGAGGCUGAGAUUGUUUUUACCACACUCUCCAGUAGUGGUCGUAAGUUGUUUUCGCGUCUUACGCAUGGCUUUGAUAUGGUUGUGAUUGAUGAGGCAGCUCAAGCCAGUGAAGUGGGUAUUCUUCCUCCACUCUCACUUGGUGCAGCCCGUUGUGUUCUUGUUGGUGAUCCUCAGCAGCUUCCUGCGACGGUUAUCAGCAAGGCAGCAGGAACUUUGUUUUACAGCAGAAGCCUUUUUGAGAGAUUUCAGCAAGCUGGCUGUCCAACAAUGCUAUUAUCCGUCCAGUAUAGAAUGCAUCCAAAAAUCCGGGAUUUUCCUUCAAGGUACUUCUACCAGGGACGACUUACAGACAGUGAAAGCGUUCUAAGCCUGCCUGAUGAGAAAUACCACCAAGAUCCUUUACUUCGACCAUACCUUUUUUAUGAUAUAACUCAUGGUCGAGAAUCACAUAGGGGUGGCUCAGUUUCCUAUCAGAAUAUACACGAAGCUCAAUUUUGUCUUCGUUUGUAUGAGCAUCUACAUAAAACAGCAAAGGCAUUGGGAUUGGAUAAAGUUACUGUGGGUAUAAUUACACCUUAUAAGCUGCAGCUAAAAUGUCUGCAACGUGAGUUUGAGGAUGUCCUUAAUUCUGAAGAAGGAAAAGAUCUUUACAUAAAUACUGUGGAUGCUUUUCAGGGGCAGGAACGUGAUGUCAUUAUUAUGUCCUGUGUUCGUGCCUCAAAUCAUGGGGUUGGCUUUGUUGCUGAUAUUAGACGAAUGAAUGUUGCACUUACUCGAGCAAGAAGGGGCCUUUGGGUUAUGGGGAAUGCUAAUGCUUUGAUGCAGUCUGAUGACUGGGCAGCUUUGAUUACUGAUGCAAAAGCUCGAAACUGUUACAUGGAUAUGGAUUCUCUUCCCAAGGAUUUUGUGAUAACCAAAGUCCCACAUCACAAUUCCUUUCCUAAUAAAUUUUCCUCCGGUUCUAGGGGCUUACGCCCAGGUGGUCCGCGACCAAGGUUGUUUAAUACGCACGCAGAAUCUAAGCCUAGGCCCGUUGUGGAUGAAGACAAACCAAAGCAUUUCUCAACUCGCAAGGACUAAGAAUCUGAAUCGCUUUUGAUAAUGAUGACAGAUUAUUUAUCAUCUUUCACUAGCAGGAGUCUCUGCUGCAAAAGAACAGGCCAUGUUAUGUACUUGCUGUCACUUCUGUUGGACAUUCUAGAGACUUAAGUUGACAGCAAGUUGUUCUUGAACGAACCUUAUUGAGAAGAUUAAUUAAAGCUCAACAAUACCUGAUUCAUCGUGUGGCGUGAAAGUAGUUUCAAGUUCAACAGCCCUUUACCUGCAUGGAUGUUUCAGUGCUUCGUAUGGCUUUGAAACUUUGCUACACGGCAGGUUUUUUGCUUUGGCAGAACUGGUGGAUGCUUUGUUAAACAUCUCCUAUUACUUUAAACUUGAUCUAUGUGCGAUUUGAAAGAAAGGCGAAAUUUCGAGAAGACACAAUUGACUUGCUGUGUUGUGGAGCAGCAAGUUUUGGCCAAAUCAAAGUCUAGGCCUGGAGUCAUUUCAACUUCGAAUUUGGUGGCUUGAAGCGCUCGGUACCAUAUGCUGGCUUCGAGUUUUCCGCUGCCAACAGGCACAGCUUGCUGCAAUUGCAUUUUGUGGAUGCUAUGCACUUUUUUGGAACGUGCAUGGGCAUUUCGACUGUAUGCUGAAGUAUUCAGAUCCACAAGGAAUUUACUUUUUGUUAUUUUAAAUUUGUUUUUCCCCCAAAAGAAAUUUAUAGAUAGAGUUACAUGAUUUGUACAAGAAAAUUCUACUAGUUAACAGGCAUAAAGGAUGCUUGUAGAACAAUUUUGUACAUACACAAUUUAGCAAUAGAGGAAGAAUUCUUUCUUUUGCA